Molecule: messenger RNA, 1968 nt
Organism: Cylicocyclus nassatus
Lineage: Eukaryota; Metazoa; Nematoda; Chromadorea; Rhabditida; Strongylidae
Source: the annotation of a GenBank genome assembly
AUGUACACAUCUCACUACCAACAUGGGACAAAAUGGGAUACAUCGCCGUGUGAGCUGGAACUCGGCAACGGAGGCCCCCAGGAAAGAGACUGGAAAGGAAUCGGUACCGCCUUACUCGUCAUCAUGUUUAUCUGUUCUCUAAUAGCUUUAGCCGUAUUUUUAUUUACUCCGAUGACCGCGAGCGUUGGACCCUCAAAAAUGAGCGUGAAUGUGUCAACGAUGGGGCUGAUUCGAUCGCCAAUCACCAAUGCGUACUUCCAUGGUAAAGAUAUAGUCUACGAGUAUUUGGCAAUGAGAAGAGAGAUCAUGAAGCGUUUGAACCUGGAUACCAUGGAGGCAGAGACAAUUCUCGACCAAGAGGUCUUGGAGGAACAAGCAAAAGAGAAAUGUGUUAACAAAAAUAUUCAGACGGAGUGGUGUAGAUUAGAACAAAUAAUGGCAGGUUACGACCGAGAAGAAGCGUCACAUGACCUGAGAUAUUUUGCUUUUAGCAGAAAACUUACAGAUGAGGAAGCAAGGCAAUUUAACUCUACUUCUCCUCGAUCAAUUUUCGAUAGAGAAACUUCGCUGAUAUACAAAGUCGGAGUGGCAAAAACAGAUGAUGAAUCUCAACGAUUUCUCAUAUGGAAUCCUGUUGGAAACGAUUACGUUUUCUGGCAAGAUGGAAAUCUUUUCUACUCGAACUCUGUCGAAUCUGCAGAAUCUAUACAAAUUACAACUUCGAACCCAAAUUUGAUACAUGGUAUUUUCGACUGGAUGUACAAAGAGGAGAUUUACGAGAGGAACGAUAUAGCAGUUUUUUGGUCACAAAAAGGUGAACAGCUCGCUUUUCACAGUCGUGUUCUUAACCCGAAGGAAAAGAAGGUCCACAUGACAAGCUAUGCUGCCGGAAAUAAAUAUCCAACAAUCGUGGAGUUGGCCUAUCCGAAAACGCAUGAGAGAAAUCUGCCGACGUACAUUAUAAAUAUUUGGGACAAAAAGACUCGUGUACUGAAGCAAAUGGAUAUCCAACUGAGAGAUAGCACAGCGUUUCAUUAUAUAUUCCGAGCCAAAUGGAUAGUUAUGGAUGAGAAAGAAUAUCUAGCAGUAACAUUUGCUGACAGACUUCAGACGCAAAUCUCUAUAACCAUCUGCGAUCACAAAUCGGGAAUGUGCAAAUUGGUCUACGAGCAUAAAUAUCCGCAUAAGAUGUAUGCUGAGCCAGGCGAUUUCGAUAGUCUUUACAGCAAUGAUUCACUCUAUAUCCUUUUACCCAGGGCAAAAAAUGAUGGGAACAGCUAUCAACACAUAGCAAAGCUAAUAAUAAAGGGCCCGACUGGUAUUCAAACAGCAAAAGAAGCAUUUUUAUCGUUAGGGAGAUUUGACGUCAAAAAUCUUGUCGCAUACGACAAAGUCACGGACACUGUUUACUUCCACGCCAUAGCUCCAACACCAAACAACCUGCAUCUGUACAGCACACCAGGCUCGCCAACCACGACUGAUGCUUGGAAAUGUUUGACGUGCAUGUUCCCCAAUUGCACAUAUCAGGAAACCAAAGUGCAAUCCAGUUUCGAGCAUAUCCUUAUACACUGCAAAGGUCCAGCCCAUCAUCAUUUUUAUCUUGCCGAUAUAAUCGAUGGAAGAGCUGAGAACUGGCAAGAGAUCUUAUACAGCCAGGAAUAUGAGGACAACGUGGGUUCGGUACGAUUGCCGUACGUCAUAAGCGAGGUGGUGCCACUGGGACAGGGAUUUGAAGGUCUGGUGAGAAUCGUACUCCCUCCUGAUCAGCCGUCACGCGCGAGUGCAAGGUCGAUACCAGUUAUGUUGAAAGUCGGUCUUACGCUACUAAUUUUCAUUUUCCAUUCACUGGCUGUCUGCCUUCUCGAGCUGCUCACACUGUUAAUGCCUAUGUUACUCGGAAGUAGGCUGCAAAUCGUCACCUUGGAGCCUACCUUUGAUAAAGACACGAGGAGCACAAUUUGCAAGUGA